CCCCGCCAAUCAUCAGUGAUACAGAGAGCCUUCACGGCCGGCUUCGAGCAGUUCCCACAACGUUCCCAUCGAUGCAGAAGGACGGCAUGGCCCAUACGGCGGGGUCACUUGAGACCCCGUGCUGUCAUCCUGCCAUCUUGCUGUCACCCCACUCAGCAUUCCCCCCUUCACAAGCUACGCAGCGCGGUCAUCUCUCGCCCCCGUGCCUGCUGGGUUUCGCGUCGCUUCAAGAUCGGAAUCAACUGUUCUGCCGGUUCCUAUAAGUAAAUCGGCGCGCAGAAAAUCGUAUCAUUCGCGACUUGUUUGUGUUCUCGGGAGUGCCUCUAGAACGCAGGAUGGAAUCCAAAAACACCGACAACAAGUCCGGCCUCAGUGGAGAUGACAGCGAGAAGCAGGACCCCCAGUCCGACAAGUCGCUCGUGCGGAAGCAGGACAUGCGCAUCAUCCCGCUGUCCGCGGCGAUCUACCUCCUGUGCUACCUGGACCGCUCCAACAUCGGCAACGCGCGCAUUCUAAACGCGGAAACGCACAAUGACCUGCUUACUGAGACGCACAUGACACCGUACCACUACACGAUCGCGCUGAUGGUGUUUCUCGUCGCGUACGGUAUCUUCGAGGUCCCGGCCAACUACCUCCUCAAGCGCCUGCGUCCAAGCCGGUGGCUUGCGUUUCUGAUGUUUUCGUGGGGCGCGGUGACGAUUGCGAUCGGGGGGACGCACAGCUACCCGGCGGUGACAGUGACUAGGUUCCUUCUCGGCGCGCUGGAAGCAGGCGUGUUUCCAGGGCUGGUGUACUACCUGACGUUCUGGUACCGGACGGACGAGCGGUCGAUCCGGGUCGCAGUCAUCCUCGCCUCGGCGACGCUCGCUGGCGCUUUCGGAGGCGCGCUGGCGUUCGCUAUCGGGCACAUGAACCAGACCGCAGGGUUAUCGGCAUGGCGAUGGCUCUUUAUUCUCGAGGGCAUCCCUUCCUGCCUGUCGUCUAUUCUGGUGUUCUUCAUCCUGCCUGAUUACCCAGAAACUGCCAGCUGGCUGUCCGAGACGGAGAAGCAGCUUGCGAAGGAGCGCCUGAAAGACGAUGCGUCGCAGGGGAGCAGCAGACCGCUGUCAUGGACAGACGUCAAGGCGACGAUGUCCGACUGGCGGCUGUAUGCGCAUUAUGCGAUCUAUUUUGGUAUCUCGACCCCGUUCUCGAGCUUGUCGUUGUUCACGCCAUCGAUCACUGCGGGUCUGGGCUAUACGUCUCUGCGAGCAAAUUUGAUGACAGUCCCGCCAUACGCAGUCGCUUAUGUGGUGACGAUCCUCGCUGCCUGGUCUGGUGACCAUUUCGACUCCCGAGCUCUGCACUCCUCCGUGCUUGCACUGAUUGGCGCAGCUGGUUUCAUGGCAUCUGCGCUGCUCCCCGCGGACGCGUAUUUGCACCGCUACGGCUGCCUGAUCGUCGCAACGAGUGGUUCCUUCGGAUGCAUCCCUCCUCUCCUGGGAUGGCUCUCCUCUAACGUCUUCGACACCGGUGCAGUCGGCCUCGCGAUCGCGAUGAAUAUCUCCGUCGGCGCCCUCGGGCAGAUCGUUGGCGUGUGGAUCUACAAGGCCAACGAGGCUAAACGCGGGUACCCGACGGGCCACUGGGUCAAUGCUGCAUUACUGUUAUUUGUCGCCGUUGGGUGCAUCCCGUUGGCGGCGUACUAUCGCUGGCUCAAUGCCAGGAUCGUUCGGGACGGAAUGGGCCAGCGUCUGUAUCGAUAUUGAAUGUGAAUGUGUAUUUCUACUGCCACUACUCAUGAUACCGUAUCAUCCAUGGAGAAACAAUCCCCGGAGAUCUUUAUGAAUCAUCUUCUGGCGUUUGGCCCUCCGUUUUGCGCUGCUGGAUGACAAAAGCCUCGGCCCCAGUCUAGUGCACUGACAACGCUGGGGUGUCAUAGCACGUUAGUCAGUCCCGGCCCGGGGUGAUGCCGCAGCUCUGCCCUGUCGAGUAACCGCGUCACUCAGCUCGUUUCUUACGAAUAACGAAUAACCAAGGAUAGCUCAUCCCACACACAAUCCAGCCUGCGUCAUCACGGCCCGUCAGGUUUCCAGCAACAUAUCGAGAUCGGUUGCCGGGUUCCCUGUCCACGUCAAGUCAGGCAGUGCGUGCAUCAUGUCCCCGAAACGGGUUGGUUCGAAGUUGGGGGCUCUGACUGCCCUCUAAGCGCUCUCAAGUUGUCUUGAUUUGUUUCAGCGGAAGAGGAAGGGAAUCCAGAUUGCUCUUGGACGAAGACGGAAUGUUUUCACAAGAAUCACAACCACAGUGGCACCGCUUGCGAUAGGGGACAGGGGUGAUCUUGUCUUGCCGGCCGCACUAGACCUUCCCGCUAACGCGUCGAUGCAUCCGGGAGCCUGAUUAUUGACUCAAGGAGUCAAGAAGGACGACUUUCUCGCAGUCUCCCCCUCACUUGAACGGUCUCUUGAUCAUAUACGUAGAGGACAUCAAGAACACAUCAA
Molecule: messenger RNA, 2480 nt
Organism: Mycena citricolor
Lineage: Eukaryota; Fungi; Basidiomycota; Agaricomycetes; Agaricales; Mycenaceae
Source: the annotation of a GenBank genome assembly